AGUGUCGUGUGAUUCUCAUGCCAGUAGCGUAAACAUGGCUGGAUCUGGCGAAUGGGGCGAUCAUGACAAGGGCAAUGAUUUUUGUGAUGAUAAAAUUUUUGGCUCUGCUGAUACAUUUAAUAUGACAGAGUUAAGUGAACUUGAUGAGAUCAUAAGGGAUUCCGAUAUCUUCUCAAGGUACGGAUACCUACUCAGCGAUGAAGCAAUUCUAUCGCAGCUCGAUGAGAAAACAAUGGAAGUGAAAGAGGAUUUCUUGUAUGAAUUUCCUAGUGACGUACAACCACUUGACAGUGAGAUGCCGAUGGACACCUCGCAACUCUCGAAGAACUUGAGCGCGGAGAAACAGUCUCCGGAUGUGUUCUUCCCGGCGGCGAACAGUUUCACGGCACCGCAGAAAGCGGUGGGCCUGCUUCCUCCGGCGGGCCCCGUCCCUCAGGGGAGUCCUGUCGCAGCGACGCCCGCGAGCGCCAGGGUGCCGUCACCGCCCCAGGCGGUCGCCCGCCCGAGCACCCUCGCCCCUGGGGGGCCGGUCGCCCAGAGCCCCGCCACGUUCCUCGUCUGCCCGGGCGGGGCGAACCCCAAGCUCCAGAGGAAGAAGUCACCGCAGAAGUUGGGAGUUGGGGACCAGCCGGCGGGGAACGCCCGGGUCCGAUUGCAGUUGCCGAAGCAGCAGCUGCAACAGAGGAUUGCCCAGCAGAGCCCGGCGUUCGCGACCAAGGAAUCUGAGCAACGUGGCAAGGAGAACGUGCAACAGAUUUUUGUGAAAACACAGCUGGUCAGGUCGGAAGCCCAGGGGAACCCGCCGACUGCGACCGUCGUGUACGCUGGCACCCCGAUGGCCAGGGUCACCUCGUCGCAGGCCAUCUCCAAGGUCUCCCAGCAGCCGUCCAUACACACCCUCGUCAACACUGCUCACGGGACCAUCUUGACCGCGGGCAUACCGCUGGUGCUGGACGGGGACAAGCUGCCCAUCAACAGGAUCACGCUGCCCCAGAUGCCCAAGGUUAGGGAGGGGAAGCGCAGUGCCCACAACGCCAUAGAGAGGAGGUACAGAACCAGCAUCAACGACAAGAUCAUAGAGCUGAAGAACAUCAUCGCUGGGACGGAAGCAAAGUUGAACAAGUCGGCUGUGCUUCGCAAGGCCAUAGACUACAUCAGGUUCUUGCAGAACACGAACGCAAAGCUCCAGCAGGAGAACAUUGCGCUGAAGAUGGUGGCCAAGGAGCAGAGCCUGAAGGAGCUGCUGGUGGGGCAGCCCUCGCAGCAGCAGCUGUGCGACGAGAUGAUGCUGAGGGAGGCUGUCGGCCCAAUCACCCCUCCCCGCUCGGACGUGUCCUCCCCGUCGUUCUCCCCGUCUCACUCGGACAGCUCCCUCCCGCCGUCGCCGAGCAACUCCUUCAAGGCGGAGGUCAAGGAUGAGGAUGAAGACGGUGUGCUCACUGCCACGCGGGGCAUGAUGGACCACUCCCGCAUGGCUCUCUGCAUGUUCAUGUUCGCCGUCCUGGCGUUCAACCCGUUCGGCAAGGUGCUGGACAAGUUCUCCGACCUCCGCGGGGACUACUCGGAGUCUGUCAUGGGCGGCAGGACCAUACUGACCGUCGAUGGUCACGACAGCAACAUGUGGCAGUGGGCUGGCUCGCCUUUGUUCCUGUGGUUCUUCAACAUAGUUGUGCUGUUCGGAUGUCUAGUGAAGAUGUUAGUGUAUGGGGACCCUCUGCUGCCGGCAAAAUCCAAGGCUGCCGUUGCAUUCUGGAGACAUCGCAAGCAAGCAGAAUUCGAUCUUUCAAAGGGCGACGCGGCGGCGGCGGAGCUGGAGUUGAGGCGCUGCCUGCAGGCGUACGGCCGGCCGCUGCCGUCCGGCCGGCUGGAGCUGCUGUCGGCCGCCGCCUGGCAGGCCGUGAGGCAGUGGCUGCACCGCUGCUGGGUCGGGCGCUGGCUGUCGCGCCGCGCCGGCGGCUUCUUCAUCGGCAGCGCGGCGAGGAAGGAGGCGCUGGGCUGGACGAGGGAGCUGGCCUACGUGUGCCACCAGCUGCACCAGCUGAGCCUGGGCGGCGGCGGCGGGGGUGCCACGGACGGCCACGUGGCGGGCGUGGCGCUGGCGCUGGGAGCCGUCAACGCGGCGGAGGCCUGCGCCGGCGCCGUGCCGCCCGACCACCUGGGCGACGUGUACGUGGCGGCCGCCCUCCGUGUCAAGGCCUCCUGCCCCUCGUUCCUGCUCUUCCUCAGCAGGUUCUACCUGGCCCUGGCGAGAAGCGCCUUCGCCAAGAGCUGCGGCAAGGGGCCGUCCCGCCUGCGGUGGCUGCUGACCCCUCACGGCCACAGGUUCCUGGUGGGCCACCACUGGGCGGCCUGCAGCCCCCGGUUCAGCGAGCCGGGCCCCCGCGCUGACCCGCUGGCCCACGUGGCCCGCCAGUACCGCGAGCACCUGCUGGGGCGGGCGCUGCAGGCGCUGCUGGUCCCGGGGCUGCCCGAGGAGCGCCUGGCCCGCACGCAGACCCACGACGCCCUGGCCUGCGUGCGGGAGCUGGUCGAGUGUGCGGCCUGCGCCGGCGCCGGCCAGCUGCCAGCGUGCGAGGAUGACGUGGCGCUCUGGUGGUCGGCGGUGGUGGGCGUGGCGGCCCACUGGCUGCUGGGGGAGGACGCCCAGGCGGAGCGGCUGUGCCCGCGGGUGGAGGCCCUGCCCGACGCCCUCGGCAGGGACGCGCUGCCCCGCGCCGUGCUGGCGGCGUUCAGGGGGCGACGCGCGCUGGCAGGGCGCGGCGGCGCCAGGGCCGUGCUGCGCCUGUGUGCCGUGGCGGGGCGGGCGCUGGAGGAGAGCAUCGCCUGCUCCGGCUGCCGGCAGCCCUCGGACCUCGACCUGCUGGCGCAGUUGCUGGUGUGCGACUGGCUGCUGGAGACGAGGACGCAGCUGUGGGAGGAGGAAGCGGGGGGUCCGGAUCCCGCCGGCGGCACGGCGUCUCAGCAGCCCGUGCCGGCCGCGGUGCUCAGCGCCUUCCAGAGGGACGUGGCGUCCCUGCGCAGGCUGGCGCAGUUCAUCCCCUCGGCGCUGCCUCGAGUGUUCCUGUACGAGGCGACGGCGCGGCUGAUGGCCGGUGCCGCGCCGGGCCGCACACAACAGCUCCUCGACCGCAGCCUGCGCAGCAGGAACAGUCGCUCCUCCAUCAUCUGCGGGAAAGACAAGUCGGAGGAAGGCUCCGGGGAGCGGGAGCACGCUGCGGCCCUCUACCUGGCGUGCCGGCACCUCCCCUCGCCCCUGCUCUCCUCCCCGGGCGAGCGGGCCGGCAUGCUGGCCGAGGCGGCCAAGACCCUGGAGCGGCUGGGCGACAAGAAGCGUCUGGAGGACUGCUACCGGCUCAUGCGGUCCCUGGGCACCACCUCCGUCACCAACUGAUUCUCAUCCCCGCCAUCCAUCAUUUAGAAUUUUACCUGAACUUAUGGCAUGGCAUUGCAUAGUAAAAUCAUAUUGUAUGGUGAGUACUAUAGCUAGGUAACUAAAAGUGUUCUUUUUUUUCUUCCGAGAAAAAUGCAAAAAUUUAUGAAUUUGUGACGUAUGAAAUUUUGUUUUACAAUUAUUUCUGAAUUUUAAGGUUCUAGCGUGUUGUGAACCUUGCGUGUUUGAAAUCAUUGUAGCAUUUAAUUUUAUUCGUACAAUUUUGUAUUGUAUUAUAAUGCAGUGUUUUACCUGCGGACAGGUCGGCCCUUUUCAUGGAUGGCAUCUAUAAUAUGGGCCACAUUUUCCCCAAUGAGGAUCACCCUCAACUAUGGUUCGCACCAUAUAUUUGUCUUCCCUGGAGUACCAUGGAUACGAGUGAAGUCUUUUUGGUCCACGUCUCGGCCUAUUGGCACGUUAUAGUACUGGUGUGGACCCUCAGUCCUUUGUCUGCUCUCUGUCCUGCUUUUUUAUUGUGUAGUCCUGAGCUCUAUCGGCCUUCCCCCCCCCCCACCCAACCCCUUUCUCACUUCCCCCGCCCUGACCCCCUACCCAAACCCUUUUUAUGGCCCAUCAAUUAUCCACUUCCUAACAAAAAGACAAAGCAAAAGAAAACUAUUUUUUUUUUAUAUUUGUGGUUCCCUUACCCCUUAAUGUUUAUUGUUUUUACUCGUGCCUUUCCCUAAGAAAGGAAAGGCAAUAAGUUACUAUUUCUUGUCAGUUCCUUCCAUGCACGCAAAAAUCAGUGAGAAAAUUGUGCUUGGUCAAGGGAAUACAAAAGCUGUACUUCAAAACACCAACGAUGGCUGCAAUUUCAUCAUGGCAAGUUGCAGUUGAAAGUGUGAGGAAUCUCGUUCAAAAACAAAAAAUGUUGGGGCACAGUUGCGUCACAAACACCUACGGAGAUAGACACGUGAAGAUUGUUUACCAUGCCAAUUCAUGAGCAAUGUAGUCACGAGAGGGGCAGGGACCAUUAGUACUGCUACAUGGCCACACGCACUCUCAGAUUGCACACACUCAAACACUGGCUGGAUUAUUUUUAGAUUUUCCCCUCCUCCAGCCAGCCUUUACACACAUUGCCGAGGUACAGUAAACUCCCGGUAUACCGCGCCCCGAUAGAUCGCGGAAUCGGGUAUAUCGCGGGUCAAACCAUGUCCCCCAAUCAUAAAUGAAUAAUAAUAAUAAUAGUAGAACCUCGUUAAUUCGUGAUGGUCGGGACCGAGAUAAUCACGGAUUACAGAAUUUCACGGACUAGCGAUUAAAAGCCCGGAAGGUCUUGUCAAGCUUCUCAGACACCGGCGUGCAGCUGAGGCCAAGGUCAUGUGACGUAACAUCUACCGAGGCUUACUGCGCCUUGGCAGCAGAUGGAUAAAAAAUAGUAAACUCUCCAUUAUUCGUGUUAAUUGGGACCCGCCGAUGCCCGGAUAAUUAAAAUCCUGUAAAAAAAAAGUAAUAAACCCGGAUAAUCCGUUCACAGUAAGGGCCGUCUUCGAAUCAGUCUCGGCUUAAAAAAAUACGGCACUGCCUAGCCAUUAGUUCACGGUCAUUUACAACAGCCGAAGAGAGAAAGAUAAGAUCGAAGAGAGAAAGAUAAGAUCGUGCUGAACUUGCACACAUAAAUUUUGGGUAGCGGCCCCCCCCCCCCCCCCCCCCCCCAUCCCACUCAUCCCACUUCGUCCAGCCGAAUGCCAGCCAGCCAGACACGUCACUCGCCAGGCGCCUGCCGUGCGUUGGCGGGUGGAAACAAACAAAGGGAGACGGGAAGCAGAAGUCAUGACAUCCCCCUCAAGUUUAAAGAGUGACAAAUGUGACAGCUGAAAAGGGGGCGGCACAAAGGGUCGGUACAAACAGCGUUGCAGAGUUUGGCGGCCUAUGCGAAGGCUUGCAGUGUUUGCCGGCGGCCGGCCCGCGUGCCGUUAAUUUUAAGCGCUGACAAUUUUUACUUCUCUUUUUUUUUCUGCACUUUUAAAUCGUCCUGGAUUAUCCGAUUCCCGAAUUAGCGCGUCACGGAUUAACGAGGUUCUACUGUAAUAACAAUGGAAUAAAUGGUUGACAGCCGAUUAGGAUAAUUUUGCGUUGUAACUCACAAACUAAGCAUCGGGCAGAAAAAAGCCUAGGCGUAGAAAAUGUCCGCAGUGAAAUUCUAAACAAGAUAUUUCCGUACAUUAUUCCUCUAUCUUGUAGUGUUUUAAAAUUAUGGUCCAAUCCAGCCCAGUGUUAUUUUCUGAAACACUAGUUCUUAACAUUUUUUUUAACCCACAAAUAAAGCAUCGGACAGGGGACCCGAUAAAGCCCACCGUCCAGCGACAUUAUCCAGCGUGACUCGGCUGGGGAUUGAUUUUGGAUAGGUUUGGUUGACGGCAAGCGCUGGGAGGGGAGAGGCGAGCCGAGAAUAUGCGACCAAGACACCCGGGUAGACGGGAGGAGUGGAAUAUAAGCGCCAGUGAUGAGAGGGGCGAUUAAGCCGAAAGGGGGAAGUCUGGUGACCUUGAGUAGUUCACUCAUUUCCGUCGGCACACUUCUCGUGUUCACGUGUGUUGACAAGCGGAGACAUAUAAAUGUUUUGUUAUAACUUGAACCUACAGACGUAAUUUUAUUCGUUGUAUUAUACACGUUCAUCUUUUUACUUUGGUAUAAUGUUUUAACAUUAAAUAGUAAAGUAAAUCAGCUAGCGUAUUUUUAAUCUUUGCCGAGGAAUUCCCAGUGGACCAAUACUUACGUGAACCAUACUGUACCACUUUUGCCGUGAGGUAGUAAACAAGCCCCGGAUAUGUUUAUGUGUAGCGGCCUCCCGACCUUUAACCAGAGGCUAGGGAAUAUAACACUUGCUGAUCCGAGCCACACACACUCAGCAACUCGACACAGCGUUUGAUGGAAUAAGUAAAGACAACGUUUAACAGACUUUUUAAUACGGCGCCACUGAUUGCGCUAAAAUUAUUUUGGCGCAAUUUUUGUAUCCCACAUGUGACCAUUUAUAAUUUAAUGUAAGCAUGGAUAACAAAGUUUAACCACUUUACACGAUAGACGAUUCUUUAUUUUAUAUUGUACGAAUGCUAGAAUCGUUUUUCACGUAUCUGCUGCAUACUUCUGCAAAAGACACGCUAUCUGUAAGUACGUAAAUCUAGAAUUUUUAUUUUGUCAAUCAAACUCGGUACUUUGCGAUUCAUAUUCGGUUUGAAGUAUUACUAUGGCCUUUCUAUUUAGAAGACUUUGACCACAGAAUCGUGUGUAACCGCACACACUGCCCUUACUUUGUUACGGACACUCAGACGAAGCAGAUACUGUGGCUGACACCACGAGACUGGCAGCAGCUUGUGUGCCGCACGUGUGUAUGGCGGCGUGUGGCGCGCUCGUUGGCCGUGCGACAAACUGUGCGCGGCAUGCGGAAAAAAAAAAAUUCAACAUUUACUAUUUAUCUUUAAAAUUUAUUAUUUUUAUUUUCUCACCCGCGUUUAGUGAAAACUGCGGAUGCAAAGUCCGCACAAAGGCGGGCCGUCUAUACUGUGCGUGCUUGCCGACCUAUUAGAACACAGGCGGUGUUUUAUGCCUUUUGACCUUGGUCACAUCGAAACAUCGCGGUUAUACAACAACGCGGGUAAAAGUUAUGUCCCCCGACAACCGCGUUAAAUAGGGAGUGUACUGUAUUUUAAUUCAACAAAUCAUACGUACUCACGGGGAGGGGCACAAAUCUGUAGGAUUCUUCAGGAGGGUCCCUGUAGAAAUUCCUGGUGUUUUUUGUGGUGGUGGGGGCAGAGAAUUUUGUGUUUGGGUUUUAACCUACACGAGUUUAUGUUGUACACUGCCGAUAUUUUGGUUCAUUUACAUACAGUAUGCAGAAAUCAUUUACAAUAUACUGACAUUUUUUUCAUGAAAAAACCCUUUUGAAGUUUAUUUUUAUCAAACCAGUUUCACAGUUAUGACUUAUGAUUUUGCAAGUACAAGUGGGCCCCCUCAGUGAGAAGCUUGUUAAUUCCACUGGCAACCCUCCCCCCUCCGGGUUCCACGUCUAUGCUUAUUCUUAAUAUGUUUUUUAAUAACCGACAUAGGAUAGUUAUUUAAACACAUACACAGUGCAAUGCUAAAAAUUUAAUUUUUUUUACUGAAACUGAAAAUCUAGCAAAAAAAGGUAAAUUUUUUUUUUUUUAAAUCAACAUAAAAUCUAUGACCAAUACAGGGAUAAAUACUGUAUUGUAUUUUGUUUUUAUAAUCAGGUGUUUUCUGACAGGCUCCUUUGUAGUGCUGGGAGGAAAUACGUGACUGCGUAAUUUAUUUCACAACUACCUCAGACUUGAUUUUUAACAUGUGCUCUAUAAGUUAGGUCCUGUUCCAAAACAAACAAAAAAUAAAUUAAUAUGGUAAAUUAAUUGCAGACACUGACAAAAUUUUGAAAAUCCAAGAUGGCGGGGCCUUAUUCUCUUGAAGUUUUUAGUCUUGUUGCUUGUGGUUAGAAUUUACAAAGUGAAAGCCUAAAAGAUUUUUAUGAGAGUUGAUGCUUCUCAUAUGCUUGUUUCGUUUCAUUUACUCCAUGAAUGUGAUAAACAACUCUUUAAAGAUUUGAUUCUGUGUGUGAGUCAUUACGUUGUACAUUAUCGACUCACUGAUGGUAUUGCAAAUUUGUGGUGUUACACCUUUCUUCAGGAAAGGCUAGGUUUUUCAGAACAUCAAGACCUAUACAUAUAUUUAUUAAUUAUAGUUGAUUUAUUUGUGUAAUGAUCAGAAUUAAAAUUUAUUUAAAGUAAUAGUUUAAAUAUUGUUAAUAAUUCCUUUGUACUAGCCAGAAUAUCUUAAAUAUUUAAUUUUUUUUCUUAACACCAUGGAAAUAACUGUUAAUAGUUUUGAGCCUUUGUUGGUUUGGUUUGAAAUUAUAUUUAUGAAGACAAAAUUACUUAAAGUGAAUUUUUUUUUAUUCUAUGAGUAUAACCAUGAAUAUUUUAAAAGUUUGAUAUGUUGUUAAAUUGUUUUGUUUAUUAAUAAUACAGUUUGUUUUGAUCUUGUGUAUUCUGAUGGGAAGGAAUAAAAUUUACUUUUUUUUUUUUUUUUUGUAAUUCUGGUAAUUCUGUUAGAGCUCUGAUAUUUGUUAUUUUUUUCUGUGCAAGUUUUUAUUAAAAAAAAACUUAAAAUAUAAUAAAAAUUAAACAA
Bacillus rossius redtenbacheri is the source of this 8569-nucleotide messenger RNA. It is a transcript of the gene SREBP, whose product is annotated as sterol regulatory element-binding protein 1. The coding region runs from base 35 to 3391 and encodes 1118 amino acids. Gene Ontology annotation, molecular function: RNA polymerase II cis-regulatory region sequence-specific DNA binding; DNA-binding transcription factor activity, RNA polymerase II-specific; protein dimerization activity. The transcript is spliced from 14 exons. Lineage: Eukaryota; Metazoa; Arthropoda; Insecta; Phasmatodea; Bacillidae. The record is from RefSeq and is a predicted model, not a curated record. Gene Ontology annotation, cellular component: nucleus. Gene Ontology annotation, biological process: regulation of transcription by RNA polymerase II.